ACACGCUCACCUCCUACCUCACUGAUCGCAUAGACGCCUUCCAGCUUCCACAGGAAGCACAGACUAUUGGAGCAGAGAUCGCAGCUCACGAGGUGACAGUGGAAGAGAUGAGGAGAAGAAAUGUGGCCAACUUGCCUCCUAACACCGCUGAUGGCAAAGCUGGCCGUAGUGGGACAAUGCUGGAUCACCUACAGAGGAAACUGAGGGAGAUCUCCACAAAAUAUCAGCUUUUCCAGAAGCCUGCUAACUUUGAGCAGCGCAUGCUGGACUGUAAGAGGGUCCUGGAUGGUGCUAAAGCUGAGCUUCACAUCCUGGAUGUUAAAGAUGUGGAACCGGAAAAAAUUCAGUCUCAUCUUGCUGGUUGUCUGAAAUUGUACAAGUUGCUGAGUGAGGUGAAGCUGGAGGUGGAGACGGUGAUAAAAACAGGCCGCCAGAUUGUGCAGAAACAGCAGACAGAGAACCCCAAGGCCAUGGACGAGCAGCUUACUGCUCUUAAAUUGCUCUACAAUGAACUCGGGGCGCAGGUAACAGAGGGCAAACAGGACCUGGAAAAAGCUUUGUCUCUAUCCCAAAAGUUCCAGAAGGAAAGUGCUGUCCUGCAGGACUGGCUGAACACAAACGAGGCCGAGCUCCAGCAGAAAAAUGGCUGCGGAGACAUGCCAGCUGACAUCGACGCUGAGAUUGCAUGGGCUAAUGGUCUGCUGAAGGAGUCGGAGCGUCGGAAGGCGGAGCUAUCUGGCCUGACGGAGAUCAGCGCUGGUUUGCAGACUCUGGUGGAGGGAAGUGACGCUCAGCUGGAGGACAAACUCUGUAGUCUUAAUGAAGCCUGGGAACGUGUUCACACUUUGACUGAGGACUGGCUUAGCACUGUUCUUAGUCACCAGAAUGAGGUGGAAAUUUUGGAUGAAAACUUGGCUCACAUCAGCACCUGGCUCUACCAGACCCAGAUCCACCUGGAUGAGGCUGAACGGCUGGCUCCAGCAGAAAGAGAAAAAGUAAUAAAGAGCAUGCUGGAGGAGCUGGAGGAUAUCGGUCUGCGCGUGGACAACGUCAGGGAUCAAGCUGUCAUCCUGAUGACCAGCAGGGGGCCCGCAUGUCGAGAUGUGGUGGAGCCCAAACUGGCUGAGCUUAACUGCAACUUUGACAAAGUCUCCCAGCACAUAAAAACAGCCAAGAUGCUGACGAGUCUGGAGUCAGGCACUGCUGAGGUGAACCAGCAGGCCAUUCACAGUCAGGAGAUGCAAGUUGAAAGUCGGAGUCAGAGUCUCCCUGACCAGGCUGCAGUCCCAGGUGAAGUGAAGGACCUUCAGGCAGAGCUCCAGGACACACUGAAGGCUCUGCAGCAGCAUCAGCAUGACCCAGUAAACACCUUGGAUGAUGAUAAGAUGGAUGAGGAAAAAGCCAGUGUGGAGGACUUGCUGAGAAGAGGAGAAGAACUGCUGCAGCAAACUUCAGAUGAGGGCCAGAGGGAGGAGCUGAGACUUCUGUUGCUUCGGCUGCAAAGUCAAUACUCUGCUCACAGGGAGCUUAAGGUGCUGCAAAUCAGGCGAGCCGAAGUCUCCGUGCAAACGUCGUCUCCUCACACCUUCAGAGAGGAGACAGCUGAGUUUACAGCUGAGGAGAUGUCUGCAGUGGGGCGCAGCACUGCUCCUUCGCUGACUCCAUCUGACUACCUUUUAGACAUCAAUAAAGUUCUUCUCGCCAUGGCUGACAACGAGUUGCUGCUAAACUCCUCUGAGCUCAGCGGGGGCCUUUAUGAAGACUUUUCUAGCCAGGAAGACACACUGAGAAAUAUCAAAGACAAUCUGGAGCGUCUGAGCGAGCAGGUCACAGGGAUCCACGAGCGCCAGCCUGACGCCAUCCGGGACGCUUCGCCUGCUGAGGUGGCGCAAAUGGCAGACGCCCUGACACAGCUCAAUGCCGAGUGGGACCGCCUCAACCGCAUGUACAACCAGAGGAAAGGGAGUUUCGACCGUGCUGUAGAGGAGUGGGGGCAGUUUCACUGUGACUUGAAAGACAUCAGUCAGUGGCUGACUGACACAGAAAACCUGCUGUCUGAGAGCGUUAGCCCUGAUGGACAGCUGGACCUGGAAUCUGCACGACAAUACCAAGAGGAGUUGGAAGAAGGCAUUGCCAGUCAUAAGCCCGUCCUGGUUGGACUCAGCCACACUGGAGAGCAGAUAAUUGGCAAGCUCUCCUCUCCUGAUGGGCCCCUGCUUGAAGAGAAGCUGGAAACUCUGGGUCGGCGUUGGAGAGCGGUAAACCGCCAAGUCCUAGACAGACAGCGGAGGUUGGCUGGAGGGGAUCUGGCCCUGUCAGAGCUGGUGAGGAGGCGCGAGGAGCUCGCUGUGUGGCUCGAGCAGGCAGAAAACGCUGUUAGCUCCCUGCCUGUCACUGCCACUGACAGAAAUCUCAAAGAACUGAAGGCCCUUGCUGAGGAAAUGGAUUUACAGAACGAGCGUCUUGGCUGGCUUAACAAGCACGCUCCUCAGAUCCUGUCCAGUCCCAGUGUUAGCCCGCAGAACAGAGAACAGCAUGUUGCCAAACUCAGAGGCAUAAACCUCAACUGGAGCAAGGUGACCAAUGAGCUGUUGGACAAAGUGGGUGAAGUGGAGAGCAACCUGCAAAGUCACGCCCAGUUUCAAGACAGGAUGAACAGACUGACUGACUGGGCCGUCAUCACGCACCAGACGGUCAUGACCCGCGGCCUGAAUCCUGGCCAGGCACUGGAUCUGGAGGCUUCCAUGAAGGACAGAAAGAAGGAGCUGGAGGACCUGUUAGCUCAUUCAAUAGAGCUGCAGAGACGACAGCAGCUGUUGCCUCAAGAAAAGGCUAAGGUUGAGCAGCUGGCAGCUGACUGGAAAGCCUUGGAUGGCCGGCUGAGGGAAUCUCUUGAGCCACCUCUGUCUCCAUGGACACAUCACCAACAUGUAGUCCAACACCAGCAGCUGGUGUCUGCCGUCCCUUCAGCCGUGCAGAUGGCCAGCUUGGUGAGCGAGGACCCACACCACCAAACCCCGCACACACCGGACACCGUGGCGCCCACUGAUCUUAACGAGACUGCCACUGAGCUUGCAGACUGGCUAGUCCUCAUCACCCAGAUGCUCAAGUCUAAUAUUGUCACCGUGGGGGACGCGCAGGAGAUCAGGACCACUAUGGGACGUCUUCAGGUGACAAAGAAUGACCUGGAGCAGCGUCACCCUCAGCUAGAGGACAUUUUCACACUGGCGCAGAACAUCAAAAACAAAACCUCCAACCUUGAUGUUCGCACAUCCAUUACUGAGAAAUUGGAGAAGGUGCGCAGCCAGUGGGACAGCACUCAGCAUGGUGUCGAGGCACGGCUCCAGCAGCUGGAUAAUAUGAUUGGUCACAGCAACCAGUGGGAGGAGCAGAGGAAGGAGGUGAUGGGCCUUAUUGGGCACCACGAAGGAUGUUUCCAUAACCUUCUUCAGCGUCAGUCCAGAGAUCCCCUGACUGAACAGCUUAAAGACAAUAAGGAGUUUCUCCAAGCUCUGGGCCGAGGCCAAGCUACAGUCGCAGCCUUCAACGAGUUGUCCAAUCACCUUUUACGAGAGUAUUCUACCGAUGACACCAGGAGGAUCAAAGAGGUCGCAGAUAAACACAAUGCUGCCUGGAACAGCCUCAACAAUAGGGCCAAUGACCGUCACACGCAGCUGGACAGUGACCUGAAGGGCGUGCAAGUGUCUCUCAGGGAGCUCGAGUCCUUCCUCAAAUGGCUCCAGGAGGCUGAGACUACGGUCAACGUUCUCGCCGAUGCCUCCCAGAGGGAAGGUGUGUCGCAGGACUCCGCCCACGCGAAGGAGCUGAGGCGACAACUGGAGGACAUCCAGGCUGAGAUCGAUGCCCACAAUGACAUCUACAAGAGCGUCGACGGGAACAAGUCGAAGAUGGUUAAAGCGCUGGGCAGCUCAGAGGAGGCCGUGUUCCUCCAGCACAGGCUGGAUGACAUGAAUCAACGAUGGAGCGACCUGAAGACCAAAUCUGCCAACAUCAGAGCACAUCUGGAGGUGAGUGCUGAGCGCUGGUCUCGACUGCUGGGCCUUUUGGAGGAGCUGUGGAGGUGGAUCUGCAUGAAGGAUGAGGAGCUGGCGAAACAGAUGCCCAUCGGAGGAGAUGUGCCCACUCUGCUGCAGCAGCAGAAUCACUGCACGGCGCUACGGUCAGAACUGAAGGAGCGCGAGCACUUGGUAAUCAGCACUUUGGACCAGGCGAGGACGUUUCUUGCUGAUCAGCCCAUUGAGGGUCCUGGAGAGCCACGCAAGAACCUGCAGCCAAAGACUGAUCUCACACCAGAGGAGAAGGCCCGAGGGUUGGCCCGGGCUAUCCGAAAGCAAUCUGGUGAAGUGAGGGAGCGGUGGGAGCGUCUGAAAGGGCACGUGGGCGGUUGGCAGAGUCAGGUGGAGCGAGCCUUGGAGCGACUCCAGGAGCUGCAGAGCUCCAUGGACCAGCUUGACCUGCGGCUGACUCGGGCAGAGGAGGCCAAAGCUACCUGGCAGCCUGUGGGCGAUCUGUUGAUCGACUCUCUGCAGGAUCACAUCGAUAGAACCACGGCCUUCAGAGAGGAGAUUGCCCCGUUGCGUCAGGACGUUCGAAUUGUCAAUGAGCUUUCUGCUGAGCUGACACCAUUGGACAUUCAGCUGUCAUCCACAGCCUCGAGACAGCUGGACCAGCUCAACAUGAGGUGGAAACUUUUGCAGGUGGCAGUGGAUGACAGACUGAAGCUCCUUCAAGAAGCCCACAGAGACUUUGGCCCCUCCUCCCAACAUUUCCUCUCCACAUCUGUACAGCUCCCCUGGCAACGUGCAGUUUCUCAGAAUAAGGUUCCUUAUUACAUCAAUCAUCAGACACAAACGACGUGCUGGGACCAUCCAAAGAUGACAGAGCUCUACCAAUCACUAGCGGACUUGAACAAUGUGAGAUUCUCAGCAUACCGAACAGCCAUGAAGAUUCGCAGACUACAGAAAGCACUGUGCUUGGACUUGCUGGACCUCAGCGUUGCCCAGAACACCUUUGAGCAGCAUAAACUCACCAAUAACAAUCAGCUGCUUACCGUUCCCGACGUCAUCAACUGCCUAACCUCUAUCUACGACGGCCUGGAACAGGAGCACAAAGACCUGGUUAACGUGCCUCUCUGCGUUGACAUGUGUCUCAACUGGCUGCUUAAUGUUUACGACACUGGUCGCAGUGGGAAGAUCCGGGUACUGUCUAUGAAGAUCGGCCUGCUCUCUCUCUCCAAGGGACACCUGGAGGAGAAAUACAAAUACCUCUUCAGCCAGGUGGGGUCAGCAGGUGACACGUGCGACCAGCGGCAGCUUGGACUGCUGCUUCAUGAAGCCAUCCAGAUCCCAAGACAGCUGGGCGAGGUGGCUGCCUUUGGAGGCUCCAACAUUGAACCCAGUGUUCGCAGCUGCUUCCAGCAUGUAAACAAUAAGGUGGAGCUAAAGCCCAGAGAGUUCAUUGACUGGAUGCGUCUGGAGCCUCAGUCCAUGGUUUGGCUUCCUGUCCUGCACAGAGUGGCUGCUGCAGAAACGGCGAAACAUCAGGCCAAGUGUAACAUCUGCAAGGAGUGUCCUAUUGUUGGCUUCAGGUAUCGCAGUCUGAAGCAUUUCAACUACGACGUGUGUCAGAGCUGCUUCUUUUCUGGGCGCACCGCCAAGGGUCACAAGCUUAACUACCCAAUGGUGGAGUACUGCACACCGACGACAUCAGGUGAGGACAUGCGUGAUUUCACCAAAGUGCUGAAGAACAAAUUCCGAUCUAAGAAGUACUUCGCCAAACAUCCACGGCUAGGUUACCUACCAGUACAGACGGUUUUAGAGGGCGACAACAUGGAAACGCUGUCCCAGUCACCUCAGCUCUCUCAUGACGACACCCAUUCCAGGAUAGGGCACUAUGCCAGCAGGUUGGCUCAGAUGGAACGCUCCAACGGCUCUCUACCCACAGACAGCAGCUCAGCCACAGGAAGCAUGGAUGAUGAGCAUGCCCUGAUCCUGCAGUACUGCCAAACACUGGGGGGGGAGGCCUCUCCUUGCAGCCAGCCUCAGAGUCCUGCCCAAAUCUUACAGGCUGUGGAGAAGGAAGAGCGCGGCGAAUUGGAAAAGAUCAUAGCGCGUCUGGAGGAGGAGCAGAGGACACUGCAGAGGGAGUAUGAGCAACUUAAGGAGCAACAUGGACAGCGAGGCACGCCUACAGGAAGCCCCUGGGAGACGGAGGGCCCCUCGGCCCACCCCGAUGAGGCAGAUCUUUUAGCUGAAGCCAGGCUGCUACGACAACACAAAGGCCGGCUGGAGACCCGCAUGCACAUCUUGGAGGAACACAACAAACAGCUGGAAUCUCAGCUUCAUCGCCUCCGACAGCUACUGCACCAGCCCGAUGUGGACUCGAGGGUAAAUGGAUUGUCCUCCCCCAUCGUGCAAGAUCGAGGGCCACUUACUGAAAACUCAGAUGAGCUGUUGGACUCCCAUAACAGCAGCUCUGACCUGGCAGAUGUAAUGGAGCAGAUUAACAACUCCUUCCCUGCAUGCAGUCCCUCAAGCCUCUCCUCGAGACCACAGAUGAUGUGAGGACUGACUGGAGGAUGGAGAGACCAUUCCCACACAAACAAAAUCCCCUGCCCCUAAAUCCCAAAGACGCACAGGAGCAGACAACUUAACUACUUUUACCACCUUGUCUUGUACUAUGCAAACUGUAUAUUUUAUGAACUGUAGAUUGUACCGAAUUGAACAUUUGUCAGUGAUUUAUUUAGGUAUGCAGAUGAGUAUAUGGACACGGGGCUUUGUAUAGAUUUUUUUGUUUUGUUUUUCAGAGGGUGGUUGGGAUUUUGUUUGAAUUCUGUUGACUUAACUGGGAAUCAAACUGUUCCAUUUUUAUUUGUCAUUCCACUGCUUUGUACCAUCGAGCCCCGAAUAGCCCCAGACUUUUGUUAAAUGCUUGGGGAGCGCACACACUGCUCCCGGUGGCUGAAAGGAUCGUUUCCAAAAUGUAAACUAUCACCUCUCGGAUCACCUGGUUUGUUUUCCUAUCUAUCUCGUAGCAUGCUUGAUGUCAAGUUCCCCUUUAAAAAGCAUCGAUAUGCCGGCAGACUUUGUCUCAGCUGCGAUUUUGUUAAAGUAAACUUUUACCCCUUCUGUGCCUACAAAGUUUGUCGUUCCACACGUGGAAGACGGAGGUGAGAGUCGAUGUAUUAUUGUGGGAUUGUGUAAAAAUGGUUUUGGAAGUUACAGAUUUAAAUCUAAAGUUGUUUUGAAUCUGGGUUUAUGAAAGGCCCGCCGUUAUCAUGUAGAAUAGGUUUGGUUUGUUUUUUUAAAAGAGAUAUAUGUUCAGAAAUCAGAGGAAAGCCAUGAUUGCCUUGCUACCUCAGACUCAUAGACACAGUUUUGUUUUUGUGGUUCGUAAACUCGUCAAACAGUUGUGUGUUCAUUUACAACCAUGAGCAACCUGGUAUAGAUUUCUAAGCUUUAGCUCACUGUAUUGGUGUACACUGCAAUGAGGAGUUACCAAGUUUAAAAAAAGGAAAAAAAACAAGUUACUAUUACUGUACCACGAUGGGUCUGUGGCCUGCUGAAGCUAGCCUCCCGUUAUGAUGAGUAGUAUUUUAUCUGUUGCUGGGUUGUUUUGGGGGGGUUUUCCACUGGCCUUCUAGCACUGGUCCCUCACUGCGUCGUGUUGUUGUGCUAUAUGCUACCCUGUAAAACUUGUGAGAUUGAACAACACUACUAUAACCUCUGACUGUAAACUGAUGGUGAUGAUGAUUUUAAUGAUCAUGAUGAACCGUACCAUGGCAGAACUGUGUCGCUUCUCCUGAGGUAUGUAAAAUAGAUGGACCACACUACAUGUAAUAUGGCUACGUUGUUUUAUUCAAAAUAAAAUUUUUAUAACAAGUA
Pundamilia nyererei is the source of this 7904-nucleotide messenger RNA. RefSeq names its product utrophin (gene utrn). NCBI's taxonomy places the organism in Eukaryota, Metazoa, Chordata, Actinopteri, Cichliformes, Cichlidae. Gene Ontology annotation, molecular function: protein binding; zinc ion binding. Gene Ontology annotation, biological process: synaptic signaling. The coding region runs from base 108 to 6584 and encodes 2158 amino acids. The record is from RefSeq and is a predicted model, not a curated record. Gene Ontology annotation, cellular component: plasma membrane. The transcript is spliced from 49 exons.